CUUAAUAAUGACUUAUACAUAUGUAUAUUUAAUAUUUUUAGAAUUCUCCAUCCAACACAUACUACGAUAUGUCCGAUUAUGUAAAAUCCACUCCACAUAAAUCAAUGCGCGACGUGCACAACAAUGAUCAUCAUCUACAAUUGUGUCAAGAGUGCAAAAUGCAUGAAGCGCGCUUUGUAUGCGCCGGUUGUGGCAAUCAAUGGUAUUGUAGUAGGGAGUGUCAGGUUAAUGCUUGGGAUAACCAUUCAGAAGUCUGCAGCGAGUGAAGAUUUGGAAAAAAAAAA
Molecule: messenger RNA, 284 nt
Organism: Rhagoletis pomonella (apple maggot)
Lineage: Eukaryota; Metazoa; Arthropoda; Insecta; Diptera; Tephritidae
Product: zinc finger MYND domain-containing protein 10-like
Exons: 2
Coding region: 69-266 (65 amino acids)
Source: RefSeq, a predicted model, not a curated record